Messenger RNA from Frieseomelitta varia, 2083 nucleotides. RefSeq names its product elongation of very long chain fatty acids protein AAEL008004 (gene sit). Gene Ontology annotation, molecular function: fatty acid elongase activity. Gene Ontology annotation, cellular component: endoplasmic reticulum membrane. NCBI's taxonomy places the organism in Eukaryota, Metazoa, Arthropoda, Insecta, Hymenoptera, Apidae. The transcript has 6 exons. The coding region runs from base 300 to 1214 and encodes 304 amino acids. Gene Ontology annotation, biological process: fatty acid elongation, saturated fatty acid; sphingolipid biosynthetic process; fatty acid elongation, polyunsaturated fatty acid. The record is from RefSeq and is a predicted model, not a curated record.
CCCUCUCAGUACAACAGAAACGUCGGAUCAUGCGAGAUCGAGGGUCGUCACAGUGAUUCCGGAUCCAACGUACGUCGAUUUGUGUUUACAUACGUUUCUUACGAACGGUCGAUCGUGAUAAGGAUCCGCGUUUUCGUCAACGGUGGUGCUCGAGUUCUAAAAAGCUCUGACUGUCUCGGUAGCUCCUUCGCAAGUUAAUCGUAAAUAGACAGAUGAGUCGUUAAUCUACCGACGAUGAUGCUGUGACGUGGAUCGUCGUUCAGUUGUCCCCGAGCUGAUUCAGUUUCGUCGAACUUCCAAUGAAUUCGAGCAACGUACCUCACAUCGACAGAAUGUCAAACAUCUACAAUAACUCGGUUGUUCGAUUUUAUCACUAUGUAUUCCACGAUCUAUCCGAUCCUCGAACGAGAGACUGGUUCCUCAUACCAUCACCCGUACCUGGCGGUAGCCUCUUGAUCGGUUAUUUGUACUUCAUCCUGUCUUGGGGUCCCAGGCACAUGGAACACAGGAAACCGUACCAAUUAAAGAACAUUCUAGUCUUUUACAAUUUCCUUCAAGUUCUUCUCAGCUUCUGGCUGUUCUACGAAGGCCUGGAUGCCGCUUGGCUUCGAAAGUACAGUUGGAAAUGUCAACCUGUCGACUAUUCGAACUCACCAGAAGCGCUCAGGGUCGCCAGAGGCGUGUACAUUUAUUUCUUGGCGAAGCUGUCGGAACUUCUGGACACAGUAUUCUUCGUUCUAAGGAAGAAAGAGAAACAGAUCACGUUCCUUCACUUGUACCAUCAUACCGUCAUGCCGAUGGUUUCAUGGGGCGCCACCAAAUAUUAUCCGGGCGGACAUGGCACCUUUAUAGGUGUCAUCAACAGUUUCGUACACAUAAUCAUGUACACGUACUACUUGCUAGCAGCGCUGUUACCUCAGUACCAGAAGUACUUGUGGUGGAAGAAAUACAUCACUACUCUCCAAAUGGGCCAGUUCUGCUUGGCGUUUCUGCACAGCUGUCAAUUACUCAUCUACGACUGCGACUAUCCGAAGUGGUCGCUGAUCCUGAUUCUUCCUAACGCGAUGUUCUUCUACUUCCUGUUCGCCGAUUUCUACAGCAGCGCGUACAAACCGGACGAAAAGCGUACGAAAUCGACCGAGGCCAGGGAGAGCCGAGCAGCGAAGAAACUGGCGAACGGCAGCACGGAAAAUGGAAAGGGGAAAGCCGACUAAUCUGGAGCUCCGCGCGGAGAAAACAAACGACGAUAAGAAGAAAACUCGGCCAGAGUGUUGUCGACGAUCGGCCGAGAAACCAGCUACGGGAUGUAACCAAUGAAUAUACCGAUGAAUAUGAAUACGUUCACGAUGACGGUGCUCCUGAUUCUUCGACAUAAUAGCAAUAGUUUCGUGAACCGAACUCUGUACUCUGCACGAGCUUCGACAUUCCUCCGAGAGAGUCGAAGAAGCGAAUUUUCUUUCUUUUAUGCUGCUUGUCUCGGCGACGAACUGGAAACGUGUAUAUUUGCUCAUAAAAUCGUUUCUCCUUGAUCGUUUGCAAUCAUCGAAUGGAAUUCAUGAUUAUACGUGUCAAUUAUAACUGUUUAAGAACAUAGUUCUAGGAUAAUUGCUAGCAGACGAAAGUUGUAAAGUGUUACGAUCGGAGGAGGGGAACGUCGCGCGAGAAUUUUAAACGACGUUAUAUAGAUAUUAAGAGAUUAAUAUUUUAUAGAUUAAUAUAUAAGAGAUAACUAAUCGUUCGAUAGCCGGCUUUCGAAUACGAUUCGAUUUUGGAAAAUUGCGAAUUUUUACAGUGAACUGGAGAAAGUAUCUAGCCUUAUCUUCCAACGAUACCACUUUUUAAUAGGUUCUACGUUGACAUCAAAUUUUUGUAAUUGCACGAAAAUGCUACUAAAUGAUGAAUUAAAUAGUAUACAAUUGCUACGAUAAAUACACGAUGGUAUGCUGAUACUUUUUCUAGUCACUGUACGCCUCGAAGAAAACGUACUUCAAAGAAUCAAAAGAAAGAAAAAAAAAAAUCAAGGCUUUAUCGAAUUAAUUUUUAGUCUUCGCGCUCAGUUAGACAAUAAAUCAUAAACUAUAAA